This is a messenger RNA of Hevea brasiliensis (rubber tree), 656 nucleotides long. RefSeq lists its product as uncharacterized. The record is from RefSeq and is a predicted model, not a curated record. The coding region runs from base 28 to 375 and encodes 115 amino acids. The transcript is spliced from 2 exons. Lineage: Eukaryota; Viridiplantae; Streptophyta; Magnoliopsida; Malpighiales; Euphorbiaceae.
CCUUACCUCACCUCAUCACCACCUCUCAUGCCUUUGAUUAUUUCUCUUUUCAACUUUUCUUUCCAAGAAACCAAACAAGCAAUUUUCUCGGGCGUUUAUCAGAACCAAGUUACUACAAUUCCAAUUCCCCAUCUCUCAAAAUCAAUGAAGAAAUCAGGCCUCUUCGCUGCUUCUGUUGCUGCUGCUUCUGCUACUGCUAUAUCUGCUUCCUCUUCUUCUUCCACCUCAAAUUUUAGCUGUAAUUCUAAUAUGCAGCUUUCUCCUGAGGAAGCUAGCUCAAAGAAACAUCAACAGAAAUCACCUUCCACAGACAAAUUUGCACCAAGGUUUGAUGGGUUGAGGUUUAUUGAAACUCUGGUCACUGCUCACAGAUGAAGUUCUCCUUCUGGCUGCAGAGCUUCGCCAUCACUAAUUUUAACUAUCCAUCCUUUUCUUUUUCUCUUUUAUUUAGAAGAAAAGAAUGAGAAAAACAAAACAAAAAAACAAGAAAAAAAAAAAAAGAGAUGAUGUUGAAGAAAGUCUUGACUUUUAUUUGUGUUUUUAUUUAUUCACCCUUCAGCAGAUAUGUAUAGGAGGAGAAAACUGUAAUAUUUGAGUCAAGUUCUGUGACAACAUAUGUUCACACCAAAUAUAUAUAUAUAUAAAUUUUAUGUUAA